AUGGAAGAGAAAGAUAAAGAUCUGACAUCUUUUGAUGGGUCUGCUUAUAUCUUGACCUUUGAAUCAUUUGAAGUGUCUCUGAAGAGAAAAGAAGAUAUAUCAGUAGUUGACAAGCGACGAUUAAAAUUCUGCAAGUCUACAAAGAAAAUUAAGUCAUCUUCCUUUAAAGGCGAAUGUUCCAAAUCAUGUACGAAGUAUAGAAAAACCAGCUCAAAUGGACCUCAAACGUCAGACAAACCGCAAACGUUGCGUGAAUCAUCUUAUCAUCAAAAGAAGUCCGAGACAAAGCCCACGGGGGAAAUGCCACUGUUCGCACAACUAAAAACGAAAAUGAAAGAAACGUCGAGGAAGUUGCAGAGCACCUUGCCAUUUUUUAAAAAGACGAGACGUACCAUGGCGAAAGUGAGGUCCUUGUAUAUCGGCUCCAAGGCAAAACGAGCAUUGGGAUUCAAGUGCAACCUGAAAAAAUGCAACAGUACUUUAAUGGAAUGCAGCGCGGGAGCUUGCAGAAAAAAGAGCAUGAUUUUUGGUGAACCUAAUCAACCAUGCAGUUCGAAAAUGGCCGAUUCUAGCAUCAGUGACACUUCGACAGUAUCGAGUACAAGUGAAGAUAGAUUUUAAACCUAUCA
Mycetomoellerius zeteki is the source of this 629-nucleotide messenger RNA. RefSeq lists its product as uncharacterized. The record is from RefSeq and is a predicted model, not a curated record. NCBI's taxonomy places the organism in Eukaryota, Metazoa, Arthropoda, Insecta, Hymenoptera, Formicidae. The coding region runs from base 1 to 621 and encodes 206 amino acids. The transcript is spliced from 3 exons.